AUGGUCUUAGGGUGCCUUUCGCUGUUUCUCUGGUCAUAUAGUGACUCUCUCGCCACACUCAUUCUAUUCGUCUGUGUCUAUGGAUUCUGUGCGAGUAGCGUUACUGCCCUUCCACUGUCGGUAAUUGGGCAGAUCACCCCAGACGAUCGGCUGGGUUCUCGCAUGGGAGCAUUUUACAGCGUCAUCGCCAUCGCCAGCCUCGUGGGUACACCGGUUGGUGGCGCGCUCAUUACGGAUGCUGGGACGAAGGAAGGGUACCGGUGGUUGAUUGUUUUCUCAGUGAGUCGAGAUGGGAAAUGA
Plenodomus lingam JN3 is the source of this 300-nucleotide messenger RNA. NCBI's taxonomy places the organism in Eukaryota, Fungi, Ascomycota, Dothideomycetes, Pleosporales, Leptosphaeriaceae. The record is from RefSeq and is a predicted model, not a curated record.